AUGCAAUUCCCAUCUUCUUCGUUAUCAGAAACCAUGGAGAAAUCUUGCACUCUACUUGUUCAUUUUGACAAAGGAACACCAGCACUUGCCAAUGAGAUCAAAGAAGCUCUUGAAGGAAACGAUGACAUGGCAAAGAUAGAAGCCAUGAAAAAAGCUGUCAUGCUCUUACUAAACGGUGAAACACUACCACAGCUUUUCAUCACAAUGGUUCGAUACGUUCUUCCUUCAGAGGAUCACACUGUUCAAAAACUCCUCCUUCUUUACCUCGAAAUCAUUGAAAAAACAGACUCAAAGGGAAAAGUCUUACCUGAAAUGAUCUUAAUCUGCCAAAACUUAAGAAACAAUCUCCAACACCCAAAUGAAUACAUCCGUGGUGUUACCUUAAGAUUCCUUUGUCGAAUCAAUGAAGCAGAAAUCCUCGAACCCUUAAUCCCUUCUAUAUUAACCAAUCUUGAACAUCGUCAUCCAUUUGUUAGAAGAAACGCCAUACUUUCAGUAAUGGCAAUCUACAAACUCCCACAAGGAGAACACCUUUUGGUAGAUGCCCCUGAAAUGAUUGAAAAAGUUCUCUCAACAGAAGCAGACCAAUCAGCAAAAAGAAAUGCAUUUCUCAUGCUUUUCACAUGUGCACAAGACCAUGCUGUAAAUUACCUUUUAACCCAUGUCGAUAGAGUCUCAGAAUGGGGGGAAUUGCUACAAAUGGUGGUGUUAGACUUGAUACGCAAAGUUUGUAGAGUGAAAAGAGGAGAAAAGGGUAAGUACAUAAAGAUCAUUAUAUCUUUACUAAAUGUCCCUUCAGCUGCUGUAGUUUUCGAAUGUGCUUCCACAUUGGUGUCACUCUCAUCUGCUCCAACUGCCAUUAGAGCUGCAGCAAAUACUUAUUGCCAACUUUUAUUAACUCAAAGUGACAACAAUGUGAAACUCAUUGUUCUUGAUCGAUUAGACGAGUUAAAAUCUUCACACAGAGAGAUCAUGGUGGACAUGAUAAUGGACAUACUCAGAGCACUUUCAAGCCCAAAUCACGACAUUCGAAGAAAAACCCUUGAUAUUGUUCUUGACCUAAUUACCCCUCGUAACAUAAACGAAGUUGUUCUCACUUUAAAAAAAGAAGUUGUGAAGACUCAAAGUGGAGAGUUAGAAAAAGAUGGAGAAUAUCGCCAAAUGCUUAUACAAUCCAUCCAUUCAUGUGCAGUUAAGUUCCCUGAAGUUGCAGGGACAGUUGUCCACAUGUUAAUGGACUUUUUAGGUGAUAGUAAUGUUGCUUCAGCUAUGGAUGUGAUUGUUUUUGUAAGGGAGAUAAUUGAAACAAAUCCAAAGUUGAGGGUGUCAAUUGUAACUCGAUUGUUAGACACUUUUUAUCAAAUUCGAGCAGCUAGGGUUUGUUCGUGUGCUCUUUGGAUUAUAAGCGAGUAUUGUCUUUCACUUUCUGAAGUGGAAAGUGGAAUCAUGACAAUAAAACAAUCUCUUGGAGAUUUACCUUUUUAUGAAGCUCCAGAAGAAGGCGACAAUGAAAACAAGUCACAAAAAGUCAACUCAAUUACUGUUUCUUCUAAACGCCCUGCGAUUCUUGCAGAUGGGACAUAUGCGACUCAAAGUGCAGCUUCUGAGACUGUUUUUGCUCCAGUCAACAGUCUUCAGUCAACGUUGACUUCUGGGAACUUGAGGUCUCUUCUGUUGACUGGUGAUUUCUUUCUUGGUGCUGUGGUGGCAUGCACGUUGACUAAACUUGUGUUGCGUUUGACCGAGGUUCAGAUGUUGAAAAGUGAAGUGAAUAGAGUGUGUACACAAGUGUUGUUGAUUGUUGUUUCCAUGGUCCAACUUGGUCAAUCUUCGUUUUUGACACAUCCGAUUGAUAGUGAUUCUUAUGAUAGGAUUGUUGUUUGUGUAAGAUUGUUGUGUAAUCGAAAUGAAGAGAUCAAGAAAAUAUGGCUAAAGUCUUGUCGUGAAAGUUUUGUUCAAAUGCUUGUGGAGAAACAGAUGAGGGAAACUGAAGAGAUAAAAGCUAAGGCUUUGGUUUCUCAUGCUCAACCUGAUGAUCUCAUUGACUUUUACCAUUUGAAGAGUAGGAAGGGAAUGAGCCAGCUGGAAAUAGAAGACGAAGUUCAAGAUGACCUAAAACGAGCAACAGGAGAAUUCAUCAAAGAAGGAGAUGCUGCAAACAAACUCAACCGAAUUCUCCAACUAACCGGAUUCAGCGACCCCGUAUACGCAGAAGCAUACGUAACCGUUCAUCACUACGACAUUGUCCUCGAUGUAACUGUCAUCAACCGAACCAAAGAAACUCUCCAAAAUCUCUGUUUAGAAUUAGCCACAAUGGGCGACCUUAAACUCGUUGAACGUCCGCAAAAUUACACUCUUGCCCCUCAAACAAGCAAGCAGAUCAAAGCCAACAUCAAGGUGUCGUCAACCGAGACCGGGGUCAUAUUUGGGAACCUCGUUUAUGAAACUUCAAAUGUGCUUGAACGAAAUGUGGUUGUGUUAAAUGAUAUUCAUAUUGAUAUUAUGGAUUACAUAUCUCCAGCUGUUUGUAGUGAUACUGCUUAUAGAAACAUGUGGGCUGAAUUCGAGUGGGAAAAUAAGGUUGCUGUGAACACUGUGAUUCAAGAUGAGAAGGAAUUUUUGGAUCAUAUUAUUAAAUCAACCAACAUGAAGUGCCUUACUCCACCGUCUGCCCUUGAGGGUUAUUGUGGGUUCCUGGCUGCUAAUUUGUACGCGAAGAGUGUGUUUGGGGAGGACGCUUUGGUAAAUUUGAGCGUUGAGAAGCAGGCGGAUGAAGGGAGGCCCCUAAUCGAUGUCCUAAAACAAAAGGGAGGGGAUUGACUUUGACCAUUAGGAUUGUGAGUGUAGAUGAUGGCUUAUUAUAUUUCCAUUCAUUUAAGAUGGAUGACAAAAGAGAUUAUUAGUAUUACUACUUGGUGGCUUUGAGAUUGGAUUUUGAUUUUGUACAUGGCUCUUCUAUAUUUUUUAUUCAUUUGGUCAAGG
This is a messenger RNA of Lactuca virosa, 2982 nucleotides long. The record is from the annotation of a GenBank genome assembly. Lineage: Eukaryota; Viridiplantae; Streptophyta; Magnoliopsida; Asterales; Asteraceae.